This is a messenger RNA of Ananas comosus (pineapple), 2487 nucleotides long. RefSeq names its product scarecrow-like protein 3. Gene Ontology annotation, cellular component: nucleus. The transcript has a single exon. Gene Ontology annotation, molecular function: DNA-binding transcription factor activity; sequence-specific DNA binding. Bases 712 to 2256 code for a protein of 514 amino acids. Gene Ontology annotation, biological process: regulation of DNA-templated transcription. The record is from RefSeq and is a predicted model, not a curated record. NCBI's taxonomy places the organism in Eukaryota, Viridiplantae, Streptophyta, Magnoliopsida, Poales, Bromeliaceae.
UUGGCACUAAUCAUUAAUCCGAAAAGCUCGAAUUGUUAGAAAUACGUAAUCAAUUCACUUCGAACAUGACUCAGUCCAACCAGCCUCACGCCACUUCGAAUAUGACUCGUUUUAAUAUAAACUUUCGUCACAGAACAAAAUGCUGGACCAUUUAGAGAGAGAGAGAGAGAGAGAGAGAGAGAGACCGUGUGUGGGUGGGUGUGUGCCGCCUCGCAAACACCACCUCGCCACUGGCACUGAAGACAAACCCAAAGGAAUGGCUUCUUGUCUUUUGGGAGAGCCUCCGUGGACUCUACCGGUGGUAGAGAAUAAGUGGAAUGACAGAGGCCGCCUCCUCCUGUUCUCACUAGUGUUUAUUCCCCACCCGCACCGCUGCAAAACGACAGAAGCGUGACCUUGAAUUGGACUUGUUAUUGUCGCGUCGCCUGCUGUUAAAAGAAUUUGAGAAAAAGGAAACGAAAAAAGAAAUUCGCCCCCGGCCCAUCCCCUGCCGACCAAAUCGAUGCGGACAAACGCUCCCUUCGCGCUUGUCGCUCGACUGCACGAAUCUCUCGCUCUUUUAUUUCCGCCUUUCCGCUCCUCGCUUCUGUCUGUAUUUCACCGCGACCACGCAAGUUACUACUCCAUACGCACAGUAACACUAUAUCUAAUAAUAUCUAAUAUCUAAAUAGGAGGAGGGUACGUAGAGCGAAUAAUCGGCGAGCGGGCGAGAUGGGGCAGGACGAGUUCUCGCCGUCGACGGUGACGUCGUCGCCGCUGCUUCUGCAGUCGCCGUGGGCGCUGGCGCCGUUCGCGGCGGCGGCGGCGGCGUCGUCCCCGACGCCGUUCCUGGGGUACGGCGGGAGCCCGUGGGCGGCGGCGGCGUCGGGCGACCGCGGGGUGGAGCUGAUCAACCUGCUGCGGCAGUGCGCCUUCGACGUCGACGCCGGCUCAUUGGAGCGCGCGGACGCCUGCCUGGCGCGCAUCGCCGGGCUGCUGUCAUCAUCCUCCUCCUCCUCCGCCUCCUCCGCCUCUCCGACCGGCGGCGGCGGCGGCGGCGGCGGGGGGCAGGCGACCAGGGUCCACCGGCUGGCGACCAUCUUCACGGACGCCCUGGCGCGGCGGCUGCUCCGGCGGCCGCUGCCGGGGGCGUACGAGGCGCUGCUGGCGCCCGCGGCGUCGUCGGACCCGUUGCUGCUGGCGGCGACGCGGCGGCACUUCUUCGACCUCUGCCCGUUCCUGAAGCUGGCGUUCCUGACGUCGAACCAGGCCAUCCUGGAGCAGAUGGAGGGGGAGCGCGUGGUGCACAUCGUCGACCUGGCGGGGCCCGCCGCCGACCCGGCCCAGUGGCUGGCCCUCCUGCGCGCCCUCCGCGCCCGCCCCGAGGGCCCCCCGCACCUCCGCAUCACCGCCGUCCACGACGACCCCGACGCGCUCCACCGCACCUCCGCCCUCCUCUCCAAGGAGGCCGACGCCCACGACAUGUCCUUCCAGUUCCACCCCGUCCUCUCCCGCCUCGACGCCCUCGACUUCGACUCCCUCCGCGUCAAGACCGGCGAGGCCCUCGCCGUCUCCUCCGUCCUCCAGCUCCACUCCCUCCUCCCCCCCGCCGCCGCCGCCGCCGACUCCAACAGCACCGCCGCCCUCGCCCUCCGCCACGCGCACCACCUCAGCCCCGGCUCCUUCGGCGAGCUCCUCGAGCGCGAGCUCUCCCUCGGCCACGGCCACGGCCGAGGCCACCCGUUCAGCCCCAGCCCCGACGCGCACUCCCUCGCCCCCACGCCGCCGCACUCGCCGAGGAGGAUCGAGUCCUUCCUCUCCGGCCUGCUGGCGCUGGCCCCGAAGAUCGUGGUGGUGACGGAGCAGGAGGCCAACCACAACGGCGCCGCCUUCUGCGAGCGCUUCUCGGAGGCGCUGUACUACUACGCCGCCAUGUUCGACUGCCUGGAGACGACGGCCCCGCGCAGCGCCGCCGAGUGGGGCCGCGUCGAGCGGCUGCUGCUCGGGGAGCAGAUCCGCAACAUCGUCGCCUGCGAGGGCGCCGAGCGCCGGGAGCGGCACGAGCGCCUGCAGCGGUGGGCGCAGCGGCUCCGCGACGCCGGCUUCGGCCACGUCCCCCUCAGCUUCGACGCCCUGCUCGAGGCCCGCAAGCUGCUGCAGACCUUCGGCCGCGACGGUUACAAAGUCGACGACUGGAACGGCUGCUUCUUCUUCUGCUGGCACGAGCGCCCCCUCUACUCCGUCUCCGCCUGGCGCUGCAACCGCCUCUCCUCCUGACCCCCCCCCUCCCUACCAAUCCUCUAAUUACUUAAUUACUCAAAAACACUACUAUAUAUACAUAUACAUUUAUAUAUAUAUAUAAAUGUUUGUACAAAUUAAUUAUAAGAUUGCGUUUUAACAUUUUUGUGCAUGGGAGUGGUGAUCCAUCGAGGCUUGCUUGCUUUUCUUUUCCUUUGUAAAUCAUGAUCGAUCACCACAUUUUCAGUUUCCCUUAUUGGUCUGUUUGUU